Messenger RNA from Plectropomus leopardus (leopard coralgrouper), 348 nucleotides. The record is from RefSeq and is a predicted model, not a curated record. NCBI's taxonomy places the organism in Eukaryota, Metazoa, Chordata, Actinopteri, Perciformes, Serranidae.
AUCCUGAGGUGUUCUGUGAUUUCGGUAAGAGCUGCAUCUUACCGUGUAGCUUUGAGGCCGGAUAUGAUUCACUGAUCCACUGGUAUCAGCAGAAGGAAGCAGAAAUUUCCGUCCACUCAUUUUAUCAUGAAAAAGUCCAGCUCGACCUCCAGGACGAGCGUUUCAGAGGCAGGACAUCGCUGUUUGAGGAUCAGAUCUCCAAAGGAAACGCCUCCCUGGAGCUGUCGGGGGUGGAGGUUCAGGACCAGGGCAGAUAUAAGUGCUACACCAGCACCACCAGAGGAGAGGAGUCCUUUAUCCACCUGAGAGUGGACGCUCCAGUUGGUGAAGUUAGUAUUCAGCAGGUAG